AAGUGUCGAAUUUCGGUUCUAACUAACCGCCAAAAAAAAAUUUGUUCGAGUUUCCGCAAAUAUAACCUUUUGCUCCUUUCGAUUCAAAAUCUCCGCCCCAAGAAAACUCACUUCAUGCUCAGCCGAGCAGACACUGGAGAAUACAUUCUUAGAUCAAAUUCUCUUGAUGUUUCCCUGCCCAAAGCUUAUAUUCCCACGUUUAAUGGCAUUUAUUGGGCUCAUUUGGAUGGUACACUCAGACAAUUCGGCAACAACCAAUAAUAACACAAUUCUCGGCAACCAAUCACUGGAGGCAAUACCCGAACAGUUGAGUGAACUCACUGGAAUUACGGUGGAGGAGUCCGAGAGGAUUAUGGAAUCUUGGCUUGGGAAUCGCCAACUGGAUCUUCGAACAUCUGUACUGUUCGAUCAAGAAGUACUCUCCCGACUACGUUCUCUCCGUGUCGCGCUUCUCGUCGUCGAUUUCCAGAAUGAUUUCGUCGAUGGAUCCCUCAAAAUCGGAGAUGGCGACGCUGGACAGGAGCCAAGCUCAGCGAUUACACCACUCAACGAGCUGCUUCAGCUGUCGUCCUGGGAUUUGGUGGUCUAUACGAAGGACUGGCAUCCACACAAUCACAUUUCAUUUUUGAGUCAGGCACAUAAUUCGGAUAGGGUUAUGGAUGAGAAGGAUGAGAAUAAAACUUUGGGAUUCUUUGAUUCUGUGCAAUUUUUGAAACCAAUCAAGACAGAACAAGUUUUAUAUCCGGAUCAUUGUAUUCAGAAGAGCUGGGGAUCGGAUAUUCAUCCGGAAAUCUACAUUGCGGACAACGCAGAGUAUAUUAUGAAGGGAGUCGACCCAUAUCUGGAUUCCUACAGCGCUUUCAACGAUAAUAACGGGCGGUCCAAGACAGAGCUUGAAGAUUUGCUGCGUCGCGAGAAUAUUGACGCAGUUGUGAUCGCCGGACUCGCCUACGAUAUUUGCGUUCGGUUUACUUGCCUGGACGCUGUGAAGCAGAACUUCCUUGCCGCCGUGAUCCCGGAAUGCAGCGCUGGACUAACGAAGAAGGGAAUCGAGGAGUCUGAGAUGGCUUUCAAAAAGCAAGGCGUUGCGAUGAUCUCAAAAGACGAGGCACGUGGAAUCACGGAAGGCGGUUUUCUGCCGAGAGAAUGGGUUCAAAGGAUCGUGAAGAAGUAGAAGUAAUAAUAAAAUAUUGUGCAUAAUUUUGUAAUUCUUUUAAAAAUAUUUAAAUAAACGUUUUUUUUUCUU
Messenger RNA from Caenorhabditis elegans, 1246 nucleotides. RefSeq names its product nicotinamidase (gene pnc-1). Gene Ontology annotation, molecular function: nicotinamidase activity. Bases 167 to 1174 code for a protein of 335 amino acids. The record is from RefSeq and is marked reviewed. NCBI's taxonomy places the organism in Eukaryota, Metazoa, Nematoda, Chromadorea, Rhabditida, Rhabditidae. The transcript is spliced from 4 exons.